AUGGAAUCGACCAUACAUUGGUCAUUUAUUGACUUCAAAUUAAAAUGAUUAGAAUCUUCCAUUUCUCAGUAUUUCAUUCUCGCUCGCUCGCUCUCAGAUUCUCAGCUCUAUUACUUCAAUCAGGGGUGUUCUGAGAUAACACAAGUAGAUAAUCAUGGUGAAGGCUGUCGUAGUUCUUAACAGCAGCGAGGGUGUUAGUGGCACCGUCAGCUUCACCCAGGAGGGAGAUGGCCCAACAACUGUCACCGGAAACCUUUCUGGCCUUAAGCCCGGACUCCAUGGCUUUCACGUGCAUGCCCUUGGUGACACCACCAAUGGCUGCAUGUCGACUGGUCCUCACUUCAAUCCUAAUGGCAAAGAGCAUGGUGCUCCCGAGGAUGAGGUUCGCCAUGCUGGUGAUCUUGGGAAUAUCACAGCUGGAGAAGAUGGCACCGCAUCUUUUACCAUUGUUGACAAGCAGAUCCCACUGAGUGGACCACAUUCCAUCAUUGGAAGAGCAGUUGUUGUUCAUGGUGAUCCUGAUGAUCUUGGAAAGGGUGGACAUGAAUUGAGCAAGAGCACUGGCAAUGCUGGUGGUAGAAUUGCUUGUGGUAUUAUUGGCCUUCAGGGCUGAGCAAACUUGGUUGUGCACUUUACUUAAUCAUGGCCUUGCACUGUGUUUCCUGCAUUUACUUGUUAGAAGUACCCUAUAUCAUUUCCAAUUUCCUAAUAAAAGUUUCUUGUUGAAUUGGACUACAUUUCCAUCUUUUGUGUUUUGUACUUCAAUUUAAGCAAAGAAAUUAGAGUGGCGUAUAAAAAAAUAAUCUUCACUGCA
Salvia splendens (bonfire salvia) is the source of this 814-nucleotide messenger RNA. Its product is annotated as superoxide dismutase [Cu-Zn]. The transcript has 8 exons. Gene Ontology annotation, biological process: superoxide metabolic process. The record is from RefSeq and is a predicted model, not a curated record. The coding region runs from base 155 to 613 and encodes 152 amino acids. Gene Ontology annotation, molecular function: copper ion binding. Lineage: Eukaryota; Viridiplantae; Streptophyta; Magnoliopsida; Lamiales; Lamiaceae.